AUGAACAAGAACACGUUGUUCUACGCGGGCCAGACGAAUGCCGCUCCCAACCUGGAGACCAUUGACCAAAUCCAUGCCAAUUGGUCAGCAGAUUACGAUAAACUGGAGGCAAAUCACAAUUACAUUCAGUGGCUUUUCCCUAUCUCCGGUUCGAGUGGAGUCAAUCCAAGAGCUCAGGCACUCCAGAAAGCUGAAGCUCAAGCGAUCAUGAGCAAUCCUGCUUCUCGUGCACGAUUCAUGAAGUCGUAUAAGAUGAUGCUAGGUUUCUACGGCAUGCGACUGGUCGACGAAAGCACUGGUAAAGUUCAGCGUGCGGCCAACUGGUCAUCGAGAUAUUCUAAUCUGACAGCGAGAACACACAACAAUCUGCGCAUCACUCGCAUUAUCCAAUGCAUGGGAGAAAUGCCCGGCAUGGCAUACUUGCAGGUACCGUUUUUGGAACACCUCAUCCAUGAAAUUGUGCAAACCAAGGCUCUGAGGAGUCUCCUUUCAUCGUGCAAGAACUAUUGGUUGAUGUCAAUAGCCGAUCCAGUAGCUAUACAGAGACUGUAUCAACUGAUGCCGUAA
Sycon ciliatum is the source of this 567-nucleotide messenger RNA. Its product is annotated as opioid growth factor receptor-like. Gene Ontology annotation, molecular function: opioid growth factor receptor activity. The transcript has a single exon. Gene Ontology annotation, cellular component: membrane. The record is from RefSeq and is a predicted model, not a curated record. The coding region runs from base 1 to 567 and encodes 188 amino acids. Lineage: Eukaryota; Metazoa; Porifera; Calcarea; Leucosolenida; Sycettidae.